AUGGCUUGGUUGUUGAACAAUCCGGUGACUUUUCUGUACAAUUCCGACGUCCGGUCGCCGGAAUACUUCUUUGCUAAACGGUUGCGUUCCAAAGCCAAUUAUCGGGGAUAUAACAAUAAGUCUUUUAAUAGUAUUAUCAAUAUCGGAAAUUGUAGUAGUAUCAAUGGCAGUAAGAGUAAAAUUUUGUGUGAAGCAGUUUCUGUGCAGCCACAAACUGAUAUUGAAGGCCUUAACAUUGCCGAAGAUGUAACCCAGCUUAUUGGGAAGACACCAAUGGUUUACUUGAAUACUAUUGUAAAAGGUUGUGUUGCUAACAUAGCUGCGAAGCUUGAGAUUAUGGAGCCAUGUUGUAGUGUCAAGGACAGGAUAGGAUACAGUAUGAUAGCUGAUGCUGAGGAAAGAGAACUUAUAACUCCUGGGAAGAGUGUUUUGGUUGAACCUACGAGUGGAAACACUGGUAUUGGGCUUGCGUUUAUUGCUGCUUCGAAAGGAUACAAACUCAUCUUGACAAUGCCUGCUUCAAUGAGUCUUGAGAGAAGGGUUCUUUUGAAAGCAUUCGGAGCUGAACUUGUUUUAACUGAUCCAGCCAAAGGUAUGAAAGGAGCUGUGCAAAAAGCUGAAGAAAUAUUGAGUAACACCCCCAAUGCCUACAUGCUUCAACAGUUUGACAACCCUGCAAAUCCCAAGAUACACUAUGAAACAACAGGUCCAGAGAUCUGGGAAGACACAAGUGGCAAGGUGGAUAUACUUGUUGCUGGGAUAGGGACUGGUGGAACCAUUUCAGGGGUUGGUCAAUACCUCAAAAAGCACAAUUCUAAUAUUAAGAUUAUUGGUGUGGAACCGACAGAAAGUAACAUACUAUCUGGUGGAAAGCCUGGCCCUCACAAAAUUCAAGGGAUUGGAGCGGGUUUUAUACCAAAGAAUUUAGACCAAGAUGUGAUGGAUGAAGUCAUAGAGAUAUCAAGUGAUGAAGCUGUUGAAACUGCAAAGCAAUUAGCUCUUCAAGAAGGCCUGCUGGUGGGCAUUUCUUCUGGAGCAGCUGCCGCUGCUGCCAUUGAGGUUGGAAAGAGACCUGAAAAUGCAGGGAAGCUUAUUACAGUCAUAUUUCCAAGCUUUGGGGAACGUUACUUAUCUACCGUUCUUUUCCAGUCCAUUCGGGAAGAAUGCCUCUUUUACGUCGGACUUGGAACUUUCCCUUCUGCCGAAGCUACAGAUUGGUAA
Messenger RNA from Fraxinus pennsylvanica, 1221 nucleotides. The record is from the annotation of a GenBank genome assembly. NCBI's taxonomy places the organism in Eukaryota, Viridiplantae, Streptophyta, Magnoliopsida, Lamiales, Oleaceae.